Australozyma saopauloensis is the source of this 912-nucleotide messenger RNA. Its product is annotated as putative pantetheine-phosphate adenylyltransferase. The coding region runs from base 1 to 912 and encodes 303 amino acids. The record is from RefSeq and is a predicted model, not a curated record. Gene Ontology annotation, biological process: coenzyme A biosynthetic process. The transcript has a single exon. Gene Ontology annotation, molecular function: dephospho-CoA kinase activity. NCBI's taxonomy places the organism in Eukaryota, Fungi, Ascomycota, Pichiomycetes, Serinales, Metschnikowiaceae.
AUGACGUAUGUAUUAAUAGCACUCCAGGAAGCCCAAAUCGGCAAUUCGCAGCUCUACAAUGACAUCAUAAAACAAUGGUCCCAGGAAUACACUGGAUGUGACGUAUUGGUCACGAGCCCGGUACACACAUCGGCACAAUUGGCGUCCAUACUUCUGCAGAUCUACUCGGAGUUACGAGUGCACAUCCUGGAUGCUGGAUUUGACCAUGAGUUCGAUAUCAAUGUCUUGUUUAGGCCUCUAGAUCGAAACUACGCCGCGAAAUUCAAGCUUGCGGGGCAUGUCGUGGAGGGAAUCGACGAUGGCUUCAUAGAAUUGCACACAAAUCUAGAGAACAUCUCGAAAACGGACGAGGGGCCGCUUCAAUCGGAUUCUUUGAAGAAAGCCGAUCUGAACGAUAUCGCACUUGUCUCGGAAUCUAUCGAUUUGGGCUCGGCGUCAUGUGUAGCAGUUGGUGGCACUUUUGACCAUCUCCAUGAUGGCCACAAGAUCCUUUUGCUGCUCACAGCCUUAUGCGCAGGCAGUAAAAUCAUUGUAGGUGUGACUGGGGAUGAAUUGUUGAAGCUGAAGAAGUAUCGCGAGUUUUUGGAGCCUUUAUCGGUGCGGAUGAAGUCGGUAUGUGACUUUCUUCAGAUGAUCAUGUCACCUAGGCAACGAUUUGAGAUCUAUCAAAUCAACGAUAUUUGUGGCCCCACUGGUUACAUCGACCAUAUCGAUGCCCUAGUCAUCAGCCAGGAAACAAGGCUGGGAGCGGAGUUUGUCAAUGCCAGGAGAGGAGAGAGGGGGUACAGAUUGCUUAAAGUCGUAUGCGCUGAUGUCGUGGGGGGAGAAGGCAAUGCAGAGAACAAUUGGAAGGGCAAAUUGAGUUCUACAGAUAUGCGCGCAAUGAAGGCAAAGCGACAGAAGGUGACUUGA